GCCCAGUCGCGUCCUUGCCUCGUGUGAGUGCACAUCCUCGUCCUGAUGUCUGCCACGUCGCGGGGGCGAUGCGGUCCUGCGGCCGGAGGGAUGCGCGCGAUACUUAUCCUUCUGCUUGUGUUUGUCUCAGGAUGCAGGUGCCAGGCAGACCAAAGCGACAUACGGAGACGGGAGGUGGUGCAAGGGGGCAACAUCACUCUCACAUGUUACGCCGAGCCAGGGCAUCUACGUACGUACCGCUGGGUGUACAUUCGCUCCGACACUCGCCUGCCGCAGGUUCUUAGCGCAGGGAGGCGGCUUGUCAUCGGGGAGCAGAGGUUCAAACUCGUCACAAAGGUCGAGGACGAGCGGGUGGCCCUCCAGCUGCAGCUCUCCGACGUGCAGCUCCUCGACUCCGGCCUCUUCAUGUGCUGGCGGAAAGGCGUUCGUCCAGACCCACAGAUUCUCCUGACGGUGCUAGAGCCCGGCACAUCCUCAGAGCAACAGGUGAUCACACAGCUGUCAGGCCCGACCGAGGUGCAGUAUGGUGAAUCCCCUGUUUUCACCUGCAACAUCAAACCUGCUUGGCCAGUCAAGGUGACCUGGCUCAAGAACGGCGCCGAGAUCCCCGCGACGGCCAGGGUCUUCACGCAGAAGGUGCAGCGCGUGGCGGCCGAGGACGGGGACGGCGAGAUCCUGCAGGCGACGCUUUUCGUGGACUCCAUCAGAGACAGCGAGACUUUCACCUGCCGCAUCGAGACGGAGCCGCCGGAGGAGCGGAGCGUCCACGUCGCCGUCAGAGUGGCGCGCGUGCAGUCGCUGACGGCGGAGCCAGACAAGGACACGGUGGAGUACGGGCAGCCCCUCAAGCUCACCUGCGUCGUCUCGGGCACGAAGUCGGAGGUAGUGUGGCUGAAGGACGGAGCCGAGAUGGCGUUCGGCCCCUCUGUCCUCGGGAGGGAGAAGGUGUCGACGGAGCGCCCCGGGGACACCAUCGCCUCCACCAUCUACAUCGACGCCGUCUCCUUCAGCGACAACGGCCACUACGUCUGCUACGUCCCGGGAGCCUCCAAGAACAUGCUCAUCAACAUCGAAGGUCGACCUCCGAGAUUAUUAGGCGUGACAGGAGGGAACUUCUUCGAGGACGAGCCGCUCACACUCCGCUGCUCCACGCAAUACGUCAAACAUAAUCAGAGAUCGCCCGUCACGUGGAACUUCGAAGGCCUGCCCUUGGACCCGCACGUGUACGGGGCGAGGGUCGAGCAGAACGAGUACAACGUGACGGUCCACGAGCUGCUCAUCCCCGUCGGCCGAUCUCACCACACGGGCACCUACGAGUGCGUGACGCCCUUCGGCAGCGCCAGCAUCUACGUCGACCUCUUCGUCCCUCCGUCCCUGGGGGAGCCCCUGCCGUCGGAGGUGGAGGUGGAGGAGGGCCGCCCCCUGGAGGUGCCCUGCAGCGCCGUCGGCAGGCCCGUGCCCUCCGUGCAGUGGGAGAAGCUGGUUGAGGACACGUGGGUGCCGGCCUCUGAGCUGGAGGGCGUGGACGCGAGGCCGGACGGGCUCCUGAGAAUCCAAUCCGCCAGGCUCGAGCACGCCGGCGACUUCCGCUGCGCCGCCAGGAGCGAGGCUGGGUCCUUCCUCGCCGGGAUGCUCCUCCGCGUCGAUCGCAUCCCCGCCGAAGUGGUCGAGAUGAUGUCGCCCGAAGACGUGAUGGAGGGAGACAACUUCACUGUCCUCUGCACUGUUGCCAACUUCAUCGGGCCGGUCGAUUUCUGGUUCAACGGCGCCCCGAUCGACACAGCCCUGCAGCCGAGGUACAGCAUGGAGACAUACCUGCGCGAUGACGGCUUAAUGAACGUGUAUCUGACGGUGCAGGAGGCCACGCUGGAGGACUCUGGCUUCUACGAGUGCCACGCAGGACCUGAAUCAUCCCUCACCACAGACGUCAUGGUGCAGAAGCGACCGUGGGAAGUCCUUGAUUUAAAAGCUUCGCACGCGAUACUGGGGCAAGAUUUCUUCCUGAGCUGCACCGUUAAGGACUGGCCGAGGAAGGUCACCUUCUACCACAACGGCAACGCGAUCAGCGAGCGCGACGACGCCCGCUACACCGUGCACGCCCCCGACGCCCGCGAGGAGGAGGGCGCGCCCCUCACGCACGUCAUGAAGGUGGCGGCGGCGAGGUCCGAGGACGAGGGCGUCUACCAGUGCUCCCUCGACGGCUACAGCUCCGCCUCCGUCGCCGUCGUCGUGGAAGAGCCUCGAGAGGAAGUUCUGGGAAUCGCCGCGUCCGCAGCCGUCCUCGGCAGAGACUUCAACAUCACGUGCCAAGUCAAAAACUGGGACAAUGAUGUGACCUUCGUGCACAACAACGUGGUGGUCGAGCCCGAGCGAGAGUGGCGCUACGAGGUGUCCAAGCUCCCCGGAGAGCGGCCCGAGAUCAGCUCCCACGUGCUCACCGUCACGAGCGCCUCCCUCGACGACUCGGGCUACUACGAGUGCUACACGAGCCCCAUGGCCUUCGAUGCCGUCGCCGUCGAGGUCUGGAGGGAGGCAGACGUGACGCUGGAGCUGCAGACCCUUGACCGCCCCAACUGGAUGGACGCUCCCAUUCCCCUGAACUGCAAAGUCGAAGGCGUGGAUCCGAACAAAGUGACAAUAAUGUUCUUGCAAGAGGACACGCCUCGGGUCGCGAUCCAGAACAAGACCAAGAUGUCGACCUCGAAUGACCUGGUUUACAUCACCAUCACGGAGAAACCCGACUCCCCCGAGGUGCCAGAGACCACCUUCACCCUCGGUUUCUACUCCCUCAGCCACAACCACUCGGGUUUCUGGUCGUGUGAGGUCCUGCACCCCAGCGGCGCGUCCUUGGGGAAGGCUUUGCUCUUCCUCGAAGUCGCUGACAUACCGCAGUUCGCAGUGAAACCCCCUGAAGAAGUCUUCGAAGACCUGGGCGAGGACCUUUACCUCCACUGCUCCACUUCGGGCCCGAGUGACGCCUCCGUCGCCUGGUUCAGGAAGGGCAUCCCGGAGCCCAUCGUUUCGCACCCGCAGUCGGCGUCGCUCUUCAUCCCCGGCUUCACGAGCACCGACGAGGGCGAAUACUACUGCCAGGCGAGCCUCCACGACCGAGAGAUCAGGGCGGAGACGGUCCUGAGGCUCAGAACCGCGCAGCCGAAGGUGGAGUCGGUCACAACGACGCCUGGCGUGGAGGGGGAGGACCUCACCAUCACAUGUACCGUGUCCCGCUGGAAUGAACAGGUACUCUUCUUCAUCAACGGCGAGGCAGCGGAUCCCGAAACUUCCUCCCGGUACAGCGUGCAGCGUCAGCCCGGUCCCAGUGAGGAGUCAGUAGUCCACACCCUGACGGUACACGACGCCCGGCUGGAGGACGCGGGUGUGGCAGAGUGCUUCAUCAGCCUCGAAGAGUUCGAUUCCGCCCUCGUCGAAGUGGCAGAGGCGGGUUCAGCUCCGCCCACUCGACCCCCCACCGAUGACCUAGGCUUCGAGGAGCCCACCCUGCCCCCCGGAAGGAUCAUUGACCUCGUUGGACCUGCUUUGGUGGAGGCCGGGUCAACGCUCACGCUGACCUGCCUAGUCAGCCCCGUUAUGCAGGAGGAAGUGGUGCUGACCCACGACGUGUUCCUCCUGACCGUGGGCGACCUGCGCAUCACCACCGACCCUCGCGUGGAUGUCGUUUCGGGAACCAGCGGCGACGGAACCAGACUCGUCUUCCUCAACAUCGCGCAGGUGCGGCCCGAGGACGGCGGCGAGUACCGGUGCGACACGUCCACGGAGCCGCCCGCCUCCGCCACCUGGAUCGUCAGCGUCGUCCCGGCCGGCGCGCUCGCAGCCCCGGCGACCACAGCAGUGCCACCCACAACGCCGACGUCAACUGAAGAAUACGAUUAUGAAGAUCUUCCCCCAGGCAUCAACGCUACACUGGGGAAGGAGAAGGAGGAGGAGGAGGAGAAGAAGGAGGAGGAGGACUACGAGAUUGGAAAAGAUCUUCCCCCAGGCAUCAACGCUACACUGGGGAAGGAGAAGGAGGAGGAGGGAGGAGGAGAAGGAGGAGGAGGGCGAGAUUGGAAAAGAAUGCACGCUACCCGAGCGGUGGGAGGGAGAGUGGACGGAACCCAAGAUGAAGACUUCGCUCACCAUCACGAGAAGCACGUUCGGAAAGGGCUCUUGCGUCGCCGCCCUGCCUGACAACGACGCCUUUCUG
Messenger RNA from Penaeus chinensis, 4204 nucleotides. RefSeq names its product basement membrane-specific heparan sulfate proteoglycan core protein-like. The transcript has 31 exons. The record is from RefSeq and is a predicted model, not a curated record. Bases 46 to 4188 code for a protein of 1380 amino acids. Lineage: Eukaryota; Metazoa; Arthropoda; Malacostraca; Decapoda; Penaeidae.